Gastrolobium bilobum is the source of this 1177-nucleotide messenger RNA. Its product is annotated as protein SLOW WALKER 2-like. The transcript is spliced from 6 exons. NCBI's taxonomy places the organism in Eukaryota, Viridiplantae, Streptophyta, Magnoliopsida, Fabales, Fabaceae. The coding region runs from base 1 to 1047 and encodes 348 amino acids. Gene Ontology annotation, cellular component: nucleus. The record is from RefSeq and is a predicted model, not a curated record.
AUGUCUACUCCUUUACCUGUGUCAGUGUAUCCUUCUCUUGUCCCUAUUGUUCCUGUUCCUUCUAUAUCUGAUCCUCCUGUGACUGAUCCUCCUGUGACUGAUACAUCAAGUUCAGCAGAGAUACAUAAGAUUAUGACACCUGAGUUUGCAACAAUGGUGAAAUCAAAUUCCGACAAGUCCUCCAAAAAUCCGGAAGACAUAGACACCCUCAAAUCCGAUGUAGCCUCUUUCGCUUCUUCGCUUGGGUUGUCCACUUCACAAUCCUAUUCAGGUUUCAACGAUGUCGAUUUUCGCCAAACCAACAAGCCAAACAAGCCACAGAAGAAGCAAAAAGCACCUGAAAAAACUACACCCCAAAAUACCCAGAAGCCAAAAAACAAGACUUUAAACAGAAACAAUGGACCCCAUGAGAAACCAAACACCAACCCCAAACCUAAACCCCCUGUUCUGUCAGUGGACGCUGCCAAUAAGGAAAAGGGGUUCAACAAGUUUAGGAUUCUUCCCAAGCUUCCUUUGAUGAAAGCAAAUGCUUUGGGUGUGUGGUUUGAGGAUGCGGCUGAGCUGGAAGCCAAGGUGAUUGGUGAGGAGAAGAAGGUGGAGAUAAGGAAUGUGGAAGAGUGGAAAGGCUUUGUGGAGAAGAAGAGGGAAGUGUGUGAGAGGUUGAUGGCACAGUAUGCUCAGGAUUAUGAGUCAUCAAGGGGACAGAGUAGUGAUAUUAAGAUGUUGGUUUCCACACAGAGGUCAGGGACUGCUGCUGACAAAGUAUCUGCAUUUUCUGUGUUGGUUGGGGACAACCCAAUUGCAAACUUGCGGUCAAUUGAUGCUCUUUUGGGAAUGGUUACUUCCAAGGUUGGAAAGCGCCAUGCCUUGACAGGUUUCGAAGCACUCCAAGAAUUAUUUAUUGCAAGCUUAUUACCAGAUCGCAAAUUGAAGACCCUGAUACAGCGGCCGCUAAAUCACGUUCCAGAAACUAAAGAUGGUUAUUCACUUCUCCUUUUCUGGUAUUGGGAGGACUGUUUGAAGCAGAGGCCAUAUACGUGCUAUUGAGUAGAAAGUCAGAGCAAGAGCGCAAACUACUUUCUGCACUUGUUAAUAAACUUGGGGAUCCAGAUUCUAAGGCUGCAUCUAAUGCUGACUUUCACUUGUCCAACCUUCUGUCUGACCACCCAAAUAUGAA